Messenger RNA from Quercus lobata, 2213 nucleotides. Its product is annotated as ankyrin repeat-containing protein BDA1-like. Lineage: Eukaryota; Viridiplantae; Streptophyta; Magnoliopsida; Fagales; Fagaceae. The coding region runs from base 717 to 2180 and encodes 487 amino acids. The transcript has 4 exons. The record is from RefSeq and is a predicted model, not a curated record. Gene Ontology annotation, molecular function: protein binding.
UGGACACAGCACUGUUCCCAUUUCAGCUUUAAUUGAUUCGCCUUAUUCACUCUCAUUUCCUCUCUUCAACUUUCACAGCUCUGUUCAGCUUCCGAAUUUAUUGACUUCUUUGUUGAUAGGUGAUAUGCAUUCAUACUACACGUUUUAGCCUAAUGUAUGAUUUCAUUGGCAUUUAUGAACUGUCAAGAAAGGGCGAGGAACUACACCUAAAGUUACCAAAUACAUGCUAGCCGAAAUGUAUAACUUCAUUGGCAAUAAAUGCUUGGCCAUUUUUGUUGAGUUGAUAUGUUUCAUGUUGGUGAUAUUUUGGCUGAAGGUUUGGCUAUAAAUAGAGGUGGAGCAAAUGAGAACCGUGUGUGUGAGCAAGAGAUAGUUCCUGCGUGAUACAGAGAGAAAGCAAAAGAAUUUCUUCUGUGUGUCUGCACCAAAGUGUAGGAAGAGAUAGUUCGAGACAGAGAGAAAGCAAAAGAACUUCUUGUGUGUGUGCACCGAAGUGUAGAUCUGCUUCCUAUUAACCGAUCUUCUACAUUCCUUCAGUUGGGGACAGUGUUUUGUUGUGGAAAGAGCGUGAAGAGGAGAGAGAGAAACAACGCGGGUUGGCUUGGUGACCGUUCCGUACACCUGAUUAGUAAUUAAUUUUUGUGGGACUCAGUGAGUGCCAUAAAGAUCAUAUAUUGCACGGAAACACCUGCCGUACUGUGUCAGCCUUCUGCAUAAUGGGCGAGAGAAUUAUUGAUAGGUUGAACGAUGUUGCCCGACAGGGAAAUAUUGAAGACGUUUACGGUUUAAUUCAGGAGAAUGUAAUGCUUUUGGAGGAGAUCGAUAAGCUACCAUUUGUUGAUACUCCUUUACACGUAGCUGCAUCUGCUGGGGGUCCACAACACAUCCGAUUUGCUAUCGAGAUGAUGAGAUUAAAGCCCUCAUUUGCCAGGAAGCCAGAUCUAAAUGGGUAUAGCCCAAUUCACCUUGCUCUACAAGGAGGGCAUACCCAGAUGGUGCGUCGGCUUCUACAAGUAGAUGGAGACCUUGUCCGUGUAAAAGGAAAGGAGGGCAGAACUCCUUUGCAUGAUGUUGCUGCAGCAGCAGCAACAGAGCAGCGACUUGCUUUAAUGGACAAAUUUCUAUCAGACUGUCCUAAUUCUAUUGAAGAUGUGACGAUUCAAAACCAAACUGCUCUGCAUAUUGCCCUCCUGGAAAACAAGAAAUUGGAUGCUUUUAAACGCUUGGUAAAAUGGCUUCGUAAAAACAAGUCUGAAAAUGCCAGGGAGAUACUGAACCGGCAGGAUGGGGAAGGCAAUACUGUAUUGCACGUGGCAGUAUCCAAAAACGAAACCGAGGCUGUGAGGGAGUUACUAAAUUGUGGGGUUAAUUUAAACGCUCGGAAUUUAGAAGGUCAUACAGCACAGGACAUAUUGCAAGAACGAAGUCAAGUAAACAACAGCGAGAUCAGAGAUAUGCUAUGCUAUGCUGGUGUUUUAUCUUGUUCGUGUUUAUUUCUUCCUUAUGUUAAUUGUUAUGAAUAUCGCUUAAGGAAACCCAUAGUCUUAUUUUAUGAGAGAUCACGAAUACUCAGGAACACUGUCUUAUUUGUUGAGAGAUUGCGACUACUCAUAGAAACUGCUCGUGAAGGGUCGAGAAUAUCGAACGAUGACCGCAAUGCGCUUUUGGUGGUUGCUGCACUGCUUAUAACAAUCACCUAUCAAGUAGUACUCAGCCCUCCUGGGGGACUUUGGCAAGAUGAGGAGCGUAGCAGUAUUUCACCAGGUCCAGCACAAGAACCAGCAUCUGAAAUUGCGCACUACGCAGGGACAGCCAUUCUCGAUUCAACAGGGCUUCAGGUCUCUUUUGAUAAAGUCGCAAUGAUAAAUUAUUUCACUUUUACGCUCUCAGCUAUAAUGACUUUUCUACUGCUUCCAAGCGGGUACAUUAGUGCGCUGUUCAGAAUGGCUCUAGUCCAAUUGUGGGUCUCCUAUUAUUAUUCCUGGGGAGUCAUAAUUGAAGAGACUUGGUCGGCGUGGCAUAACUGUCUUUAUGUUACCGGGCUAUGUUUUGGUUUGGUCUUCUUAGUUUUCUUUGGCAGACUUUUCUGUGGCGGCAGAAUAAAGUCCCUGAAUCUUCACUGGAUCUUAUCUUUUGUUUAUGCGUAUUUAAUGUUGAAGACCGUAACCCGGUCAACGUAACCCGGUUGUAAUUUGUACCCUAAUUCUAGUUUG